UGCCACUAUAGGCCCAACCUCUGGGCUUGUGACCUGCUGGUACUGGAGAUCCACACCUAAGAUGCCAGGACCCCCUGGAAGCCUAGAAAUGAUGAACUGCCUUUCUAAUUAGGUUUCUGAGUCGACGUCCAACUUAUUGAUUCCCAGUGCUGGGAUCCGAGCAACCCACUGUGGCAGCCUAAAUAGCAGCGAUAAGACUGAUGGUGCUCUUCUGCCCUGGAAUCUCUGGUCUGGCUUCCCUCUUGAAUCUGCAACAAGUGGCUCUGACUUCCCGGAGCUCCAAACUCCGGUCAGUAGGGGAAGCAGUCCCGUUGGCUCUGCAUGAAGAGCUGCUGCGCCGAGGCGCCGGCAAAACCGCUGCGGAGGCCACAAGAGUCACGCUGGCGACCCGUGGGGCUCCUCCACUGGGAAUCAGCUGAUCGGGAGUGUUGACAUUUAGGGAAGUGGCCAUAGAAUUCUGUCUGGAGGAGUGGCAAUGCCUGGACACUGCACAGCGGAAUUUAUACAGAAAUGUGAUGUUAGAGAACUACAGAAACCUGGUCUUCCUGGGUAUUGCUGCCUCUAAGCCAGACCUGAUCACCUGUCUGGAGCAAGGAAAAGAACCUUGGAAUGUGAAGAGACGUGAGAUGGUAGCCGAAGCCCCAGGUGUAUGUUCUUAUUUUGCCCAAGAAUGUUGGCCAAAGCAGGGCAUAAAAAGUUGUUUCCAAAAAAUGAUACUGAGAAGAUAUAAACAAUGUAAACAUAAAAAUUUCCAGUUAAGAAAAUGUUGUCAAAGCGUGGAUGAGUGUAAGGUGCUCAAAGAAUGUUACAAUGGACUUAACCAGUGUUUGACGACUACCCAGAGCAAAAUACUUCAAUGCAAAAAAUUUGUGAGAGUCUUUCAAAACUUUUCAUAUUCAAACAGACAUAAGAUAAGACAAACUAGAAAGAAACCUUUUAAAUGUAGAGAAUGUGAAAAGACAUUUUGCACGUUUUCACACUUAGUGCAACAUAAAAGAAUUCAUAGUGGGGAAAGAUCCCACAAACGUAAAGAAUGUGGCAAAGCAUAUAAUGAGACCUCAAAUCUUUCUACCUAUAAAAGAAUUCAUACUGGAAAGAAACCUUACAAAUGUGAAGAAUGUGGAAAAACCUUUAACAGGUUCUCUCACCUUACUACACAUACGAGAAUUCAUACUGGAGAGAUACUCUACAAAUGUGAAGACUGUGGCAAAGCUUUUAGCCAGGCCUCACAUCUUACUAAACAUAAGAUAAUUCAUUCUGAAAAGAAUCCCUACAAAUGUGAAAAAAGUGGAAAAGCCUUUAAGUGGUUCUCACACCUUACUGCACAAAAGAGAAUUCAUACUGGAGAGAAACGCUGCAAAUGUGAGGAACAUGGCAAAUCUUUUAGCUUGUCCUCAACCCUUACUACACAUAAGAAAAUUCAUUCUGGAGAGAAACCCUACAAAUGUGAGAAAUGUAAAAAAGCCUUUAACCGGUUCUCACACCUUACUACACAUAAGAGAAAUCAUACUGGAGAGAUAUCCAACAAAUGUGAAGAAUGUGGCAAAGCUUUUAGCCAGUACUCCUAUCUGAAUAUACAUAAGAGAAUUCAUACUGGAGAGAAACCCUACAAAUGUGAGGAGUGUGGCAAAUCUUUUAGCUGGUCUUCAACCCUUACUAGACAUAAGAAAAUUCAUACUGGAGAAAAACCUUACAAAUGUGAAGAAUGUGGCAAAUCUUUUACGUGGUCCUCAACCCUUACUACACAUAAGAAAAAACAUACUGGAGAGAAACCCUACAAAUGUGAAGAAUGUGGCAAAGGAUUUAUGUUGUCCUCAACCCUAACUAAACAUAAGAGGAUGCACACUAGAGAGAAACCCUACAAAUGUGAAGAAUGUGGCAAAGCUUUUAGCCAGUCCUCAACCCUUACUACACAUAACAGAAUUCAUACUGGAGAGAAACCCUACAAAUGUAAAGACUGUGGCAAAGAUUUUAAAGUAUCCUCACACCUUACUAGACAUAAGAGAAUUCAUACUGGAGAGAAACCCUACAAAUGUGAGGGAUGUGGCAAAGCUUUUAACCAAUCUGCAACACUUACUACACAUAAAAAAAUUCAUACUAGAGAGAAAGCCUACAAAUAUGAAGAAUGUGGAAUAGUCUUUAACCAGUCCUCAAACCUUACAAUUUGUAUGAUAAUUUUUAAUGGAGAGAAUCCAUAAAGUGUGAAGAAUGUGGUAAAGCCUUAAAUUAAUCCUCAAUUCUUAACAGAAAUAAGAUGAUUUAUACUGGAGAGAAAGUCUACAAACCCAAAAGUUGUAACAAUGCUAGAAAUAGAAAUUCCAUUUGACCCAGCAAUCCCAUUACUGGGUAUAUAUCCAAAGGACUAUAAAUCGUUCUACUAUAAGGACACAUGCACACGAAUGUUCCUUGCAGCACUGUUUACAAUAGCAAAGACCUGGAACCAACCCAAAUGCCCAUCGACGAUAGACUGGACAGGGAAAACGUGGCACAUAUACACCAUGGAAUAUUAUGCAGCCAUCAAAAACGAUGAGUUCGUGUCCUUUGUAGGGACAUGGAGGAACCUGGAAACCAUCAUUCUCAGCAAACUGACACAAGAACAGAAAAUCAAACACCACAUGUUCUCACUCAUAGGUGGGUGUUGAACAAUGAGAACACAUGAACACAGGGAGGGGCGCAUCACACACUGGGGUCUGUCGGGGGGAAAUAGGGAAUCGCCAGUGGGGGGUGCGGAGUUGGGGAGAGAGAGCAUGGGGAGAAGUGCCAGAUAUAGGUGAAGGGGAGGAAGGCAGCAAAUCACGCUGCCGUGUGUGUACCUAUGCAACAGUCUUGCAUGUUCUUCACAUGUACCCCAAAACCUAAAAUGCAAUAAAAAAGCACCUCAAACAUUUUCAAAUAUUAAAGAAAUUGUGCUGGUGAGAAAUCAUAGAAAUAUGAAUAAUGUGAGGAAGUCUUUAAAUGGUUGACACGAUUGUAGGUGAGGUGGUUCAUACUAGAGAAAACUUCUACAAGUAUGAACGAUGUGGCAAAACUUUUAAACCAUGCUCACACCUUCUUGCACAGGAAAGCAUUUAUACUUGAGAAAAAAAUGUACAAAUAGAAAGUAGAAAAGUGGUUAAUAUCUGCUCACAAUCUUACUCUACAUCAGAGUUUAUCCUUAAUAAAAGCAUUAAAAAUGCAGGUUUCUCAAAAGGUUCUUCAGAAAAUAUAAGCCUUUAAAGUGCUGAAGAGGAUUUAUUUGGAAGACAAACAUGACAAACAUAAAGAGAGUUGUAGCACAUUUACUUGCAACACAGAUCUCGUCCUCAUUUUAUAUUAGAGGCAAACUCUGACCCAACUGCUUAAACUUUGUUCAACAUCAGAAAAUUUAUGUAGAAGAAAAACCUUGCAAAUGGAAUAAAUUUGGAGAAAAAAAUUACAGCUUAGAAAACUUCAGAGAGUCAUAAAAAUAUAUAUAAAUAAAAAAACGAGAGUUUAUAUUAAAUAUAUUUUUGCAGAUAUAGUAAAUAGAAAAGAUAAUUCAAAAUUAAGUUAUGUAAAUAUCAGAAUUUACAUUAGACAUGCAUAAGGCACUGACACUUCAGACUUUAAAUCAGAGUUCUGAGUUUAGAAAAUAUAACAAGUUGGUAGAAAAAUUAUUCGUAUGUAACUUUAAAAAUAGAAGAUUUUUUGGAGAGUUAUAAUUACAUUACAAGUAUACUUUUUUUGGAAAGAUUACAGAUUUUGUGAAAAGCAAUGUUGUUACUAAUUAUCAAAUUACUUCAUACAGAUAAUCUUGCAAUUAACUCAAAUUACUUCCUGGAAAAUAAUUAGUUCCUUUUUAUCUUUUGAGAUGAAGUCUUGCUUUGUCUCCCAGGCUGGAGUGCAGUGGCACAAUCUCAGCUCACUGCAACCUCUACCUCCUGGGUUCAAGUGAUUUUCCUGCCUCAGUUUCUUAAGUAGCUGGGAUUACAGGCACAUACCACUAUCUCAGGCUAUGUUUUAUAUUUUUAGUAGAAGUGGGGUUUGGACAUGUUGGCCAGGCUGGUCUCAAACUUGAGACCUCAGGUGUUCCACCCAGCUCAACCUUCCAAAGUACAGGGAUUACAGGUGUUAACCACUGUGCUCAGUCCAUCAUGUUUCUUUAUUACUAUUGUGUUUGUACAUGAAAGCAUGUGACCAAUUGUUGCUGUAUCAAGACAGAAGAGAUAAUUUUUAGUAGGUGAACGUCUAUGACCUCUUACGAAAGAGUAAGGACAUUAAAAUGUAACACACAUGAUGAAAAUCUAAAAAGAUUCUUUGUGGUUAACUUACAGUAGUGAGUGAUGCAUGAGGUAGGUGUCCAGAGUAAUAUUCUUCUGCAUUAUAUUGAGAGACAAAUACUGUUAGUUUUAGUUAAAUUGUCUUUGCCUGGUGGCUCAGACCCGUAAUCCCAGCACUUUGGGAGACCAAGACUUGUGGAUCACAAGGUCAGGAGUUUGAGACCAGCCUGGCCAAUGUGGUAAAACCCAAUCUCUACUAAAAAUACAAAAAUUAGCUGUGCUUGGUGGUGCACACCUGUAGUUCAUUCAGCUACUCGGGAGACUGAGGCAGAAGAACCGCUUCAACCAAGGAGGCGAAGGUUACCAAUGAGCUGAGAUUGUGCAACUGCACUCCAGCCUAGGUGAUACAGUGAGACGCUGUCUCAAAAAUAAAUAAAAUAAAAUUAGCAUAUUAUUUUACCGAUUGUACUUUUAUGAAACAAAAUGCAGUACAUGCUAAAAAUUUUAGAUUAGGUGUGAAUUUCUUAAUUCAACGUUUUUCACAUUUUAAAUAUUGCACAUUCAAUUACAUCUUAUUCCAUUUACUUUAACCUAGUCCUCCUGACUCAAGGGUAUAGGUAAAAGAUAAAAGAAUACACGAUUUGGUUAAAUCAUGGACUAAGGUCUCUAGUAAUCUUUUUUGCCACUGGCUUAAAACUGCAAUAAGUUAAUCAAUAUUGUUCCAGUAGGUAAAGUUUUUUUUCCUGCAUUUAACUUUUGUUAAUUUUUGUGGGCACAUAUUUAUGUUAUAUAUAUGUACAUAUGUUACAAAUAUUCUGAUAGGCAUACAGUAUUUAAUCACAUUAGGUUGACUGAGGGAUCCAUCACCUCUAAAAUUUAUCUUUUGUAUUACAAACAAUUCUACAGAUAUAGAAAUUUUAUGACGUAAAAGUAAAAUUGACUACAGGGUCAGUUUCGUAAUAAUAAAAAUUGUAUACAGUUACAAAUAAAAUUUACACAUAUCUGAGUCCUGGAUAAAUACUUUUAAAAAUUUCUUAGUCUUCUUUUCAUAUGUGGCCUGUAUCCUUUCAAACACAUAAAGAUUUUUAGUUUUAAUUUACCUAGAGUUAAAUAUACACAUCUGUUAGUCUAAAUAUAAACUUUAGGUGGAAGAAAAUAAUGAAUUAAGUAUGUUUGAGUAUGAGUUUGUAACUAUUUUCAGAAUAAACGAUCAAUAUUGGAAAAAAGUCAUUUUGAUAAGAUGUAUAAUUUUCUUUGUGUCUUCAUUUUCUUUGAGACAGAGUAAAUAUUGCACCUGUUAUGUUAUUGACUCCUAUGUGAGCAGAUAUUAGGCAAGAGAAGAGAAUCACAGCAUCCUAGUUAUGAGCACAGAUAUAUGUCCCAAAGCCCCAAGCAGGAGGUGCCAAGGCAGGAGGAGUACCAGGACCUAGGUGCUGGGUUCCACCCAGCUUGGGAAGGCGCCUGCAGGGCUGGCAUCUGCCCCUGCCAGGCGGGGGUCUCCGGAAGUGCGGGCUGUGGAGGUGGAGGUGGCACG
This is a messenger RNA of Callithrix jacchus (white-tufted-ear marmoset), 5772 nucleotides long. RefSeq lists its product as uncharacterized. Lineage: Eukaryota; Metazoa; Chordata; Mammalia; Primates; Cebidae. The record is from RefSeq and is a predicted model, not a curated record. Gene Ontology annotation, biological process: regulation of DNA-templated transcription.